Trichobilharzia regenti is the source of this 1839-nucleotide messenger RNA. Lineage: Eukaryota; Metazoa; Platyhelminthes; Trematoda; Strigeidida; Schistosomatidae. The record is from the annotation of a GenBank genome assembly.
UUUGAAUGUUUUGGCGGUUGACCUUGAAUUGACCUUCAAAGUGAUCUUGUAAAUCUGUCCUAAUAAAGCAUGCGUUUCGCGUCGAUUGUUCAUAGACAUAUCAAACACUUUUCUUCAGGUGUCCGUAGUAAUUUUCUGGAUAUUACAAAGAUAUCUCUGAAGGAUGUUGUUACUCUAGGAAAUAAUGUACAGCAGAAAUCUUUCGUAGAAGACAAAGAAACCAAAGUGACAACAUUAACAAACGGUCUGCGGAUUGCUUCACAGAAUAAAUUAGGAAGUCAAUGCGCUGUAGGAGUCAUCAUAAAAGCUGGUCCUCGUUAUGAGGGUGGUUUUGUCCAUGGAACUUCACAUUACUUAGAAAAGUUGGGAUUUCAUUCAUCUGAUCUAUUUGCUGAUCGGAAUGCAGUGCAAGAAGCAAUGGAAAAUUGUAAUUCAAUAUUUGACUGUCAAAUAGCAAGAGAUUUCAUCAUAUACGCUGUGUCUGGAUUCAAUACAAGUAUGGAUAGACUUAUCCAUGUAUUAUCAGAUACAGUUUUACGAGCUAAGAUUACUGACAGUGAAGUCGAAAUGGCAGCUAGAAGUAUAUCAUUUGAAUUAGAAGCUAUGGAAAGAUCACCACCGGUAGAACCUAUGCUAAAUGAAUUGUUGCACACAACAGCGUAUAAAAAUAAUACACUUGGCCUACCAAGAUAUUGUCCUCAACAGAAUUUAGGUAGCAUUACACGUGAUGAUAUUAUCAGAUUUGUUGCAACACAUUAUAAACCAGAACGUAUGGUAAUUGCAGGUGUCGGGAUUGAACACGAUGCUUUGGUCAAAUCAGUUGAAAAGUAUUUCAUUCCAACUGUACCCAACGUGUCGAAUGAGAGGGUGGCAAAGAAUCUCCCACCACCAGAUAAUUCAGUUUCACAGUAUACCGGAGGUUAUCAGAAGGUAGAACGUGAUCUCUCUCAGUAUCAUGCACCGAUGCCAGAAUUUGCUCAUGCCGCUAUCGGUUUUGAAUCCUGUAGUUAUACAGAAGAACAAUUUGUACCGGCUUGCCUACUUCAUUCACUCCUUGGUGGUGGAGGUUCAUUUUCUGCUGGUGGUCCUGGGAAGGGAAUGUAUACUCGACUGUAUGUGAAUAUUUUAAAUGAACAUCAUUGGGUCAACUCAGCUCAAGCGGAGAACCAUGCUUAUAGUGAUUCAGGUCUAUUUACAAUUACUGGGAGUUCAUGUCCCCCCUAUUUGGAUCGUUUAGUUUACACUCUACUGGAUGAAUUACGUCACACGGCAGUAGUUUCAAUCAAUCCGACAGAAUUAUCCCGAGCUAAACAUCAGUUGAAGUCAAUGCUUUUGAUGAAUCUGGAGACACGUGCUGUCAGUUUCGAGGAUAUUGCACGUCAAAUGUUAACAGCCAAUUGUAGACGUGAACCAGAUUAUUGGGUUGAUCAGAUAAAUAAAGUCACCGAAGAUGAUCUUCGCGAAUUGCUUCAUCGAAUGAUUUUUCAUUCAAAACCAACAUUGAUUGGCUAUGGACGGGUGGAUAAGUUGCCAAGUUACGAUGAUGUGGUGUCUGUUCUGAAUGAAUCUUCUAAAGGAAAGUAUGCUACCCUGAUGUCAAAUAAAAUUCCUCGACUAUUGUUUAAACGAUUUAUUUAAAUAAAAAAAACAUUUCUCAGUUGGUCUUACUUCUUUCAUUUAUUUUUUGCCACUCAAUCUCUCUCUCUCUCUCUGUUGUGCUCUUCUCUUUUUCUACCCUCGCCUUCUCGUGUCAUCAAGUGGUGAUGAUGAUGAUGAUGAUGAUGGGGUGGUCAUUUGUAAAAAUUAUUAUUGAAUAAAAUCCUUGUUUAUUUCGACUUC